AUGGGAAACUGUUUGUAUGUGAAGCCAGCAACGAAGGAUGUGACCACCUUGAAUACAAGAGAGGCACCACCUGCUCACUACAUGAUCAAGAUUGAAUCUUUCUCCGUGUUAGAAAAGUAUGGAACUAAGAAAUACGAAACAAAAGAAUUUGUCGCCGGCGAUUACAAGUGGAAAAUCCUUCUAUACCCAAAAGGAAAUGCAGAAGGAACUGGCAGCCAUGUUAGCAUCUAUUUCUUGGCUAUGGCGGACACGAGUUCUCUUCCUGCAAACUGGGAGGUCAAUGUUUUCUUCAACAUCUUUCUCUAUAAUCAGAUUUCUGGCAAUUAUCUUUCUUCACCGGAUCCAUCAAAUGGUUAUCUAGUCAACGACAACAUUGUGUUUGGUGCUGAGGUUUUUGUAGUAAAAAAAGACGCCGUCAUUGAAUGUGUGUCUUUGAAUAAUAUCAAUAUUCAUUACAAGCAUGAUUUCAAGAUUUCGGACUUCUCCAAAUUGAACGAAUGA
This is a messenger RNA of Erythranthe guttata (spotted monkey flower), 501 nucleotides long. NCBI's taxonomy places the organism in Eukaryota, Viridiplantae, Streptophyta, Magnoliopsida, Lamiales, Phrymaceae. The record is from RefSeq and is a predicted model, not a curated record.